Molecule: messenger RNA, 3580 nt
Organism: Hymenoscyphus albidus
Lineage: Eukaryota; Fungi; Ascomycota; Leotiomycetes; Helotiales; Helotiaceae
Source: the annotation of a GenBank genome assembly
AUGUCUACCAUUCUCACGGACCUCAUUCGCAACGGUCAAACAACCCGGUCAUCGCCAUGUGUCUUGAUAGCCAGUCCCAGAUCGAUUACGGAGGAGAUAUUCCUCAGCGAUCUUGAAAAUGCCUCCAACAGGGCUGCCGAAUUCCUCGAAAAGGAACUACCGACGGACCACAAGGCCUUCUUCUACAUGGGACCAAGUGAUAUGCGAUACUUCAUAUGGGUUUUGGCAGCGAUGAAGACUGAAAAAUGCGUGAGACAACUUCCACACAAGCAAAUAUAUCGAGGUUGACUGCGCGAUUAGGUUAUGUUUCCAUCACCAGGGAACACUAUACCCGCAAAUCAGCGACUGUUCGAGACGGUAGGAGCCAAAACACUACUUUACCCACCCGAGGGCGAGCAAAUGCUAGCUCCGCUUUUGGAAACAAUUCGGGGGGAGGUCAAGUCCAUCGUCACACUCUCUUACUCAGAGCUAAUGAGCAAGGAACCUGCAUCCAUACAUGCUUUGAAUAAAUCUUUUGAACAAGUCAAAGAUGUCCCUGUCUUAGGACUCCAUACAUCCGGGACAAGUGGUCAUCCAAAGCCAAUUUACUGGACGCAUGGGUCGAUCGCAGCCCUGGCUUCGCAUUCAGAGUCAUAUGGCGUCUACUCUGAAGAAUUUAAGUCCGAAGGCAAUACCAGCCUGUUACAGGAUGUUUUUGCGCCUGGAGAGGUCGUCAUGAUGCCUUUCCCUCUGUACCACGUACGUAUUCUUCCGAACCAAAUCAAAAUGUUGAUACUCUCAAAUCUUCGCGCAAUGGUCUAGAAGAUUUUGGAAGGAUUUGAUGAGAUUUAGACGGAGCAAGAACAGCGUUUCUUAUUUCUCUUAUGUCUCCUCGAUCUAUGACUUCGACUAGCGAGAAUAUAUGUGUGGUGCUCGCGAAGAUUGAUAGAUAUAAUACCGCUUUCUUUCACAAGUUUUGCGCCAUAUAAUGCUCACGAUUAUUAGAUGGGUGGCAUUAGUCCAGUGUUCUUCAGCAUUUUGUAUGGCAAUACCCACGUAAUGCCCGCUACCGGUACAAAAAUGACAUCCGAAAACAUCGCCGGGAUGUUGAGAGCCUCAAAAUCAACUACAGCGUGGCUAGCACCAUCUCUGUUGGAGGACAUGAUGGACGACUCCUCGAGUCUGGAAACUUUGGCAACAAUGAAGCAUGUAGUAUUCGGUGGAGGUCCUAGUAUGUCACCCAUUGUAAAAUCCUUCGUCUCACUGUUCUAUUCCAUGGUGAAGCUGAUAACAUAUUUGAACUCGGUCUAACUUCUCUGAUACAGUGAAUCCAACCAAGGGAAAUAAGUUAUCUAAAGUCAUCCCCCAUCUUUGUGGAUUUAUAGGUUCCACAGAAGGUGGUGCAUGCCAUCUCGUCUCACCUCCCGAUAGCUCACAUUGGAAUGAAUUCAAUUUCAUAGAUGUCGGGCAAAAAAUGGAGGAGGUUGAAGACGGGCUGUUUGAGUUGGUCUACCCGAAUACCGAAUUAACGAGGCGUUGCCAGCUCCAUUUUCACUCAUACCCAGAGCUAAGCGAGUACCGUACAAAGGAUUUGUUCAUAUCAGUUCCAGGAAAGAAGGGAUGGUGGACAUACCGUGGUCGAACAGAUAAUUGGGUCAUCAUGUCUAAUGCUCUGAAGAUGGAUCCAACUGAUAUUGAGAAUACCGUUGGAAGCCAUCCCGCUGUAAAAGGUGUGCUAGUGGCAGGUGACAGAAGGUACAGGCUCUGUCUCCUGGUUGAACUAAGAGAAAGUUUCAUACCCGCCAAUGAAACAGAACGAGAGGAAAUUCUAAACCAACUGUGGCCCUCGAUCGAAGAAGCCAACCAAAGCUCGACCAAGUAUGGGCGUAUACCACGGGAGCUUGUGUAUUUUGCUACACGUGAAAAGACAUUCCUGAGAGCUAGUAAGGGGACGAUACAGCGUCGCCUUACGAUUGAAGCUCAUGCCCAAGAAAUUGACGAUCUAUAUGCCAAGGCUGAACAAGGCCUAUUGACAAAGGAACUACCACGUCUCGAGACACUGGAUCAAGGGUCCAUCCAGAACCUUCUUCAGCACCUUUACUCCGAAGUCUUGGAAUUGGACGGAGGACUUGGCGUGAAUGAUGAUAUUCUUGCUUCGGGAAUAGACUCUUUUGGAACAAUGACUAUUUCUUCGCGUUUAAAAGCGGCUCUUCGGAAACACGGAGUCUCAGAGACCAAGUUGGACCUUGUAAGCGUCAAGAAUCUCUAUUCUGCAGUCACAAUCCAGGUACUAGCAAAGACACUAGUCAAUGCUUUAUCUGCCUCCGAUGAAGACAUUACUCCUGGACAGGUCCUCGAAUCCAACACAACCAGAAACGACAUUUUGGCGCUUAUUGAAAAAUACAGAGCGAAGGCACAAAGCCUUGUCAAGAAUACUGUAGUCACUGAGCAAAAUACAUCACAGAGCAUAGGAGACACCGUACUUCUUACUGGUUCAACUGGGUCGCUGGGAACAUACAUUCUUGAUGUCUUGCUUGCUCGGCCAGAUACCAAGAAGGUUAUCUGUCUGAAUCGCGGAAACAACGGAAUGGAAAGACAGAUGAAGUCUCUUGAAUCCAGAAAACUUCAACCUUUAUUACAGAUUGAAAAUAACAAGAAUCGAGUCAUAUUUCUGGAGGCUGAUCUCAAAAAUGAGCGACUCGGACUUAGCGUUGAAGACUAUGCCACUGUCACCCGCGAAACUACUGUCAUUGUUCACAACGCAUAUCCUGUCAACUUCCUUAUGAGUGUUUGGCAAUUCGAACCUCAAAUGCGCGGACUGCUCAAUCUCAUGCAACUCUCACUGGACGGAAAUGCAUCUCUGAUGUUUGUGUCAAGUAUAUCUACCGGAAUGUCAGCGACCGGGAAGCGCCAACACAUUCCCGAAAUUCUGCUCGAUACUGCAACUCAGGUGGGUGACUUGCUCCCGCAGGGUUACGCACAAUCCAAAUAUGUCUGUGAACAAAUGCUUGAGGCAUUUUCAGACAGUCUUGCUACUCGCCCGGUUUCUGUACUACGAGUUGGACAGAUUUGCGGACCGCGAUUAGGAGAUGGGCCUUGGAACAAAUGGGAGUGGUUUCCAUCCUUGGUUAUGAGCUCCCGCUUUCUGGGUGUUGCUCCAGACGACAUUGGCCAAGAGAUCAACUGGAUUCCAGUCGAUGAAUUGGCAAGCAUCAUGUCUGAUUUGAUAGACUAUACUCACACCAAAAGCGGAGAGGAGAGCAAAGAAAACUCCAAAACUUUGCAGGUUUUCAACGUUGUCAAUCCAAAGAUGUCUACAUGGAAAUCCCUACUUCCAGCCGUUCAAACUGCAGUACCGGCAACUGUCACAGUUUCUAAAUGGAUUGCUGUCUUGGAGGCUAGUGUAGAAAAGAGUGCCCAUUUUCUUGACCAGAAUCCAGGCGCAAAGUUGGUUGCCUUUUACCAAGGGGGGCUUGUGGGAUCUGGAAGACCUGAACCUGUUUACGAAGUUGAGAAACUUAUUCAGGCAAGCUCCACAGCUGCAAAGCUGGAGCCGGUUACUCAAUCGGACGUAAAAAAAUGGAUGGGUGCAUGGUUCUGA